Molecule: messenger RNA, 1304 nt
Organism: Juglans microcarpa x Juglans regia
Lineage: Eukaryota; Viridiplantae; Streptophyta; Magnoliopsida; Fagales; Juglandaceae
Product: E3 ubiquitin-protein ligase CHIP
Exons: 8
Coding region: 312-1100 (262 amino acids)
Biological process (GO): positive regulation of proteolysis; protein polyubiquitination; proteasome-mediated ubiquitin-dependent protein catabolic process
Cellular component (GO): cytoplasm
Molecular function (GO): ubiquitin protein ligase activity; protein-folding chaperone binding
Source: RefSeq, a predicted model, not a curated record
UUGUUGUUUGUUUUGAGAGAGAGAGAGAGAGAGAUAGAGAGAGGGGUCAAUCCUUUAUUCGAAGGGUCUUCUCUAAAGGUCGCUUUCUUCCCUUUCGCGUUACUUCUUCUGAAUUCUCUGUAACCUUCGGAACGAGUUCCGUCUGUCUCUCUUCCUACCCAAUUAUAUACGUUUAUAUACACUCCUAUACAGUGUUCGGAAAUCUCUGGAAACCGAGAUUGCUGAGAGAGAGAUACAGACAGAGACAGAGAGAAGAAUGAGGGCAAGUGCGGCCUUCUCAUCGGCCAAACAAGCGGAACAGUGUAGGCAAGAUGGCAACUUGUACUUCAAGAAAGAUCGUUUUGGAGCGGCCAUCGAUGCUUAUACCGAGGCGAUUACGCUAUGCCCUAAGGUUUCUGUGUAUUGGACAAAUCGUGCUUUGUGCCAUCGAAAGCGGAAGUAUUGAUUGGCCAAAAGUCGAGGAGGACUGUCGGAGAGCUAUUGAGCUUGACAACAAUUCUCUCAAGGCUCAUUAUAUGUUGGGACUUGCAUUACUACAGAGACAAGAAUUUGUUGAAGGAAUCAAAGAGCUGCAGAAGGCUUUGGAUCUUGGAAGAGCCAACCCUGAGAGCUACAUGGUGGAGGUGAUCUGGCAGGAAAUAGCCAAAGCAAAAUACGUAGAGUGGGAGAAUGCAUCUUCAAAGCGUUCGUGGGAAUUGCAAAACUUAAAAGAGGCUUGUGAAGCUGCACUUAAAGAAAAACAUUUUCUUGAUGAUUCUCAAACAGAAGGUUUCGUGGAUGAAUUUGAUACCUCUCACUUGGAACAAUUAGAGGUUUUAAGAAGAGUGUUUAGAGAAGCUGCAGAAGCUGACACGCCGACAGAGGUGCCAGACUAUCUAUGUUGUAAAAUAACGCUUGAUAUUUUGCGUGAUCCUGUCAUCACUCCAAGUGGGGUUACAUACGAGAAAGCAGUGAUUCUUGAACAUCUUCAGAAGGUGGGCAAGUUUGAUCCAAUCACUCGUGAACCACUUAAUCAAUCCCAGCUGAUACCAAACUUGGCCAUAAAGGAAGCAGUGCAGGCAUUUCUAGAUAAACACGGAUGGGCCUACAAGAUGGACUGAAAAUUGAACUUAAUCAGAGAAUUCAUAGAAUUGAUAGUUGUGCACAAUAGGUGGGAACCCUGUUGAGUUCUUGCUGCAGUAUCAGUAUGGGAUGGGUGGAGUCUCUGAUUUUAGGCGUUUUGUAUGCAUAAUUUUUUUUUUGUUUUGGACAAGUAAAACAUUAUAUUGACAUGAAUAGGCAUAGCUCAAGUACACAAGAUUGUA